Messenger RNA from Malaya genurostris, 2444 nucleotides. Its product is annotated as adipokinetic hormone/corazonin-related peptide receptor variant I-like. Gene Ontology annotation, biological process: G protein-coupled receptor signaling pathway. NCBI's taxonomy places the organism in Eukaryota, Metazoa, Arthropoda, Insecta, Diptera, Culicidae. The record is from RefSeq and is a predicted model, not a curated record. Gene Ontology annotation, cellular component: membrane. Gene Ontology annotation, molecular function: G protein-coupled receptor activity. The coding region runs from base 392 to 2032 and encodes 546 amino acids. The transcript has 9 exons.
UCGCGACCACAACCGAAAUUAGCUCCACGGGAUUCGCAAACUUCGGGUGUCGCUUCGGUGGUACGUUAUUAAAGUGAAUUCUUGUGUAUUGAUUAGGCACAGGAUCUUUAAGGAUGUAUAUACAAUUCUAAUGGAACCGUGGUUUGAGUGUUGGUUGAGUUGCGGUGGAACCGGAAAUAAAUGGUUUUGCUGAUACGAGCCCCGAAGAAUGAGAUUUCUAGUGAUUAAGUGAUCUUAUGAAAGUUGCUCGAAAUGAAGCGAGCUCACGAUAUGAAAUGACCAUUUGUAGAUACCCAAUCCAUUUGAUGUAGAUGUGAUCAAUGUGAUUAGUGUUCAAGCAAAUAGUGCAUAUUCGUGUUGGGUGGCAAUUGCUGUGGUGUAAAGUAGUAUAAUGAAUGUUUCACACGCCCUGUUGGAUAAUCAGUUUCUGUUGGGUACCAAUCCUAGUGCUGGUGUGGUAAAUCCUUUCAAACGGCGGGCAAUGGCCCAAGCAGCGGUUGCUCCUUUGGCGAGUGGAUCAAUGGGAACUGGGGAAACAUUUCAGCGCACAUUGACCGCCCUGAUGGGAAAUGGUAGCAGCAUCAUCGGGCUGGAAGUAACCAACAGCACGGAACCGGGCAUUGCUCCUCCAGGCCAUACCGACUCCACCGUGGCGGUUAUAAUCGUAUACUGCGUGCUGUUCAUCAUAGCGGCCGGCGGCAAUCUGUCGGUGGUAAUAACAUUGUUUCGGUCCCGACGGCACCGGCGGUCUCGGGUCAGUCUUAUGAUUUGCCACCUGGCCGUAGCCGACCUGAUGGUCGCGUUCAUCAUGAUACCGCUCGAGGUCGGUUGGCGAAUCACGGUUCAGUGGCAUGCCGGCAACGUAGCCUGCAAGGUGUUUUUGUUUAUGCGGGCCUUCUGUCUCUACCUGAGCUCGAAUGUCCUGGUGUGUGUCUCGCUGGACCGCUGCUUUGCUGUGAUAUAUCCGCUGCGGGUUUCUGCCGCCCGGAAGCGUGGCAAGAUAAUGCUGGGCGGAGCUUGGAUUAUUGCCUUCGUGAACGCCAUUCCGCAGAGCAUAAUCUUCCGAGUUCAGCAGCACCCGCAGGUGCCAGGCUUCACGCAGUGCGUAACGUUCGGAUUCUUUCACACCCCUGGCAUGGAAACGGCCUACAACCUGUUCUGCGUGAUAGCGAUGUACUUCAUGCCGCUGAUGAUUAUCAGCGCCGCCUACACGGUUAUUCUUUGCGAGAUUUCGAAUCGUUCACGGGAAAAAGAAACAAGUGAUACCAGUCAUCAGCCGGGGAUGCGACUGCGCUGCAACGAUCUGACCCAUAUCGAACGUGCCCGGCAGAGGACACUCCGGCUCACCAUCACCAUCGUGGUCGUAUUCGUCUGGUGCUGGACGCCGUACGUCGUUAUGACACUAUGGUACAUGUUCGACCGUGAGAGUGCCCUCAAGGUGGACGGUGCCAUCCAGGAUGGUUUGUUUCUGAUGGCCGUGUCGAACUCGUGCAUGAAUCCACUGGUCUACGGUUCCUAUGCGAUGAAAUGUCGGUGGCCAUGCCAGAGGCGGAACACACCGAACGGACUGCAGACACCGAAUGCUGCCCAGCGAAGAUCCACAGAUGCCGUAUCCGGUAUUGCGGGACCUCAUUCGGACCGGCUGACUGGACGAGACAACAAGGACGAGUUAAUGUACGAGCGAGAACGAAGCAUCAAACUGAAUCAGCUCAGUCUCAAUGGCGGAAUGUUGAUUGGACAGUCCGGCGGCCCACAGACGACAGCGACCACACACUUCGUUGGAUACUGCACGACAGCUCCCGCUCGGAACGAGAUGAUCCGCAGUACCAACAUGGGCACGUUGGCGGUAACCGUAUCCGGCAGUCGAGGGAAGAGUUACCAACCGAGCUACAGCGACGUUGCAGCGUUGGCAGAUGAACGGUCGCUGAUUUUGUCGCGACCAUCAUUCUACUCGGAUCCUACACCGAACGAGCUGGACUUUUCGGUGGACUGCAAUCUAACCCGCAGCCUGGACACCGGUGGCUGGCGAUGAUAGAUAUAGAAAUAAAUCCACAAACUGUCAGUGCGCUCGCUUGGCUAUCGGUUGUCGUCCCCGUCAUGGUGGCAGAGCAGCGCUUCCGUCGUUAUUAUUGUCAACGCCAGAAGGCGGGUUGUGAAGUAGUUAAUUAAACAUGUGGUGAUUGGAUCGAAACUUUCUGGUGCGUAAAACUUUUGUAAACAAUUGUGUCACAAUCGUACAAAUAAGUGCUGGUCGAAAUUAGUGCUCAGUUUGCCAAAAGAGUGGGUUGACGGGGAAAGGUACGGACAGGAUUAUAAGCCUGUCUCCAAUUCAAAUAUUUAGCAGCAUAGGUUUUCCAACAGAUGCUAGCAAGAGUGACUCUCUAUUUUUGUAUAAGAUAAGCAAAAAAGAUAUAAUUAAAUCUCGGAAUUUGUACUGUGUUUGA